UGGAGAACAGAGCUUCUAAACAGGACACAUCUCUGUAUGUUCUGUUCAAAUGGACUCUUCUUCUGAUUCCAGCUCCUACAACAUGGAGCCACCUGGACCUGGCCACUGGUCUAAACCCAGACCUAAACCUGCUCCCAGCUCUGUGUCUCUGAAAAGUGACCGCUCCAAAGGCUAUGUUCCAGACUUUAGAGAAGCUCCUCCUGAAGACCAGAGCUCCUACAAUAUGGAGCCACCUGGACCUGGCCCCGGGUCUAAACCCAGACCUAAACCUGCUCUCAACUUUUUGUCUCUAAAAAGUGACCGCUCCAUAGGUUAUGUUCCAGACUUUAGAAAAGCUCCUCCUAAAGACCAGAGGGAGCCAGGCCCAAAGGAGCAGCUGGACGCCAUAUUCAGGCGUCUGGAGGAGAACGUCCUGACUUUUGUCAAAGAGCAGCUGCAGAGGCUCCACAGGCUCCUGGCCUCAGAUUACCCAGAAUGCUCUGAGAGUGAGGAGGAGGAGCAGAGCAGCAGAGAGGCAGUUCUGAACAUCACCCUGGACUUCCUGAGGAGGAUGGACCAGGAGCAGCUGGCCCAGCGCCUGCAGGACAGAAACACUGUUGGAGUUUGUAGAGAUAAAAUGAAGAGGCAUCUGCAGCAGAGAUUCAGCCGAGUGUUUGAGGGCGUGGCUAAAGCAGGAGACUCCACCCUCCUGACCCAGAUCUACACAGAGCUCUACAUCACAGAGGGCGGAGCCUCAGAGGUCAACCAGGAACAUGAGGUCAGACACAUGGAGACCUCAUCCAGGAGACCAGCUUCUCCAGAGACCACCAUCACAUGUGAAGACCUCUUUAAACACCCUGAAGACAGACAUAGAGCAAUCAGAGCUGAGGAGAUCAUGGAAGAGAGCACACGUUUAAGAAUGUUUAAAAAAGCUGUUGCUGGACUGAGGCCAAUUAGAGCACAGCAGACAAAGCGAUCAAUGAGAACAGAGACAAAGGCACCGAUCCGGACAGUGUUGACGAAGGGUGUGGCCGGUGUAGGGAAAACAGUGAUGACUCAGAAAUUCAGUUUGGACUGGGCUGAAGGCAGAGCCAACCAGGACCUCCAGUUGCUGUUCCCGUUCACUUUGAGAGAACUCAAUGUGCUCAGAGACACACAGUUCAGCCUGGUGGGACUGCUGCACCACUUCUUCAGUCUAUCCAAAGGUCUCUGCAGCUUCCAACAGCUCCCAGUGCUCUUUAUCUUUGAUGGUCUGGACGAGUGCAGACUUCCUCUGGACUUCAGCGACACACGGGUCCUUACUGACCCCACAGAGUCCACCUCAGUUCAUGUUCUGCUGGUGAACCUCAUCAGGGGGAGCCUGCUUCCCUUUGCUCGCAUCUGGAUAACCACACGCGCCGCCGCAGCCAAUCAGAUCCCUGCUGAGUGCGUCUCUAUGGUGACAGAGGUGCGAGGGUUCACUGACCCCCAGAAGGAGCAGUACUUCAGGAAGAGGUUCAGAGACCAGGCCACAGCCGUCAUCUCCCACAUCAAGAGCAUCCGCAGCCUCCACAUCAUGAGCCACAUCCCGAUCUUCUGCUGGAUCCUCUCCACAGUUAUACAGAAGCUUCUGAAACAAACAGAGAAACCAGAGCUGCCCCGGACUCUCACACAGAUGUACAUCCACUUCCUGGUGGUUCAGGCCAAAGCCCAGAACAUCAAGUAUCACCAGGGAUCAGGGGUGGACCUUCACUGGACUCCAGAGACCAGGGAGAUGGUGCUGUCUCUGGCAAAACUGGCCUUUGAGCAGCUGCAGAAAAGAAACCUGAUCUUCUACGAGUGUAACCUGAGCGAGUGUGGGCUGGACGCUGCAGCGGCCUCAGUGUACUCCGGAGUGUUCACACAGGUUUUUAGAGAGGAGCCAGGCCUGUACCAGGACAAAGUCUACUGCUUCAUCCAUCUGAGUGUGCAGGAGUUUCUGGCUGCUCUUCACGUCCAUCAGACCUUCACAGAGUCUGGAGUCAACCUGUUAGAGGAACAACAAACUUCUUUUCUUCCUCAAUUGUUCAAAAACAAGACUGAACUGAGUUUUCUACAUCGCUCUGCUGUGGACCAGGCCUUACAGAGUCCAAACGGACACCUGGACCUGUUCCUGCGCUUCCUCCUGGGGCUGUCUCUGCCAACCAAUCAGAGUCUGCUUCAGGGUCUGCUGACUCAGACAGGAAGUGACGAGAGCAAUCGGGAGACAGCAGAGUAUAACAAAGAGAAGCUUAAUGAAGAGGGUCUGUCUGGAGAGAGAAGCCUGAACCUGCUUCACUGCCUGAACGAGCUGAACGACCACAGUCUGGUGAAGGAGAUACAAGAGUACAUGAGAAGAGGACAGAUCUCCAGGUUAAAUUCUCCUGCUCUGUGGGUGGCUCUGUCCUUCUUACUACUCUCCUCAGAGUCAGACCUGGAGGAGUUUGACCUGAGGAAAUACUGGGCCUCAGAAACAGCUUUCCUGGGUUUACUGCCAGUGGUCAAAGCCUCCACCAAAGCCCUUCUUUGUGGCUGUGGCCUGUCCCCUCACAACUGUGGUCCUCUGGCCUCAGUCCUCAGCUCCUCCAGUCUCACACACCUGGAUCUCAGUCACAAUGACCUCCAAGACUCAGGAGUGGAGCUGCUGUGCUCUGGACUGAAGAGCGUAACCUGCAGACUAGAAACACUCAGGCUGUCUGGAUGUCUGGUCUCAGAGAGGGGCGGGGCUGCUCUGGUCUCAGCUCUGUGCUCCACCCCCUCCCAUCUGAGAGAGUUAGACCUCAGCUACAACCAUCCAGGACCUUCAACAGAGCUCCUGACUGUUUUACGGGACGACCCACACUGUCACCUGCAGUCUCUCAGGUUGGAUCCUGCUGGAGAACAGUGGAUGGUCCCAGGUCUGAGGAAGUAUUCCUGUGAGUUUUCUCUGGAUCCAAACACAGCUCACAGAAAACUGAAACUGUCUGAGGACAAACGGACAGUGACCUGUGUGAGAGAGGAGCAGCAGUAUCCAGAUCAUGAGGACAGAUUUACAGACUACUAUCAGGUCCUGAGCUCCACUGGCCUGAGGGGGCGCUGUUACUGGGAGGUGCAGUGGAGUGGGUGUGACAUUAAAAUAGCAGUGAGUUGCAGAGGAAUCAGACGGAGAGGAAGGAGAGAGGAUUGUUGGUUUGGAAGCAAUGAUCAGUCCUGGAGUCUGAUGGUCUAUUAUGGACAUUACUAUUUCUGUCACAAAAACAGACAACUAAACCUCUCCUCUUCCUCCUCCUCCUUACGUCCCUCAGGUCGAGUGUCUGUGUUCCUGGACUCUGAGGCUGGAUUUCUGUCCUUCUAUGAGGUCCGCUCUGAUGGAAAAUUGUUCCACCUCCACACCUUCAGCUCCUCCUUCACUGAGCCUCUGUUUCCUGGGUUUGGGUUUGGAGAGUUGGAGGAAGGUUCCUCUGUGUCUGUGGUGGAUCUGAGUAGAGCGCCCCCUGGUGGAUAUAAGUGACACUUUUAUGAUCUAAUGAUUCUGCGCAUCAAUCUGUCCUAAAUCAGUACAAAUGUAAAUAAAAAAUGAAUAUGAGUCCAUCCUACAUGAGCCUGUUCUACAUGUAUCUAUUUCAAAUGGCUUUAAAAUGAAAGAACAAUUCACAAAAAAAAUCAGAAAAACUAAACAAUGGGGGAAAUGUGCAACAGAAAAUGGAGGAAAAUGUGUUCAAUGAGUCAAAUAUUUCUUUAGUUAAAUAUAUACAGAGCAUGAUCAGACAAAUCUUUAUAAAGAAGUACAAAUUCAACAAAUACUUUAAUCUAAAAAACAUCAGAUUAUGGCAACAGUUCUGUUUUAACAAGAAAAAACAUGACAAGUGAUGAAGAGAUAAGAAUGUGUAAAAAAAGAAAAAACUUCAGAAACCAGAUCCUGGAUAUGGCCCAUGAUGCACUGGUCCUGGUUUUGUCCAUAGACUUUACAUAUAAAUGGACAUAGCUAACCUGCUAGUUGCCGAGUUUCAAAUGGGAAGUGAUCAUGGGCGCGUUUCCGGCUCCAUCGACUCUGAUUCACUUCAGAAAACUGUGGCCCCUCUCUCUGUAACUGCUGCUGUCAGGCUCGUCAUUUUGUUCGUAUUAACUACACGAUCCUGGGAUUUAUUUCACUAUUGUCUCUGUAACUCGAGAUAUGAACAUUUAUAAGAGACAUAUCAGCUGCCUUCUUUCCUCGAGGUUUCUCCUUCUAGACUUAGCAACAGGUUUGAUUGACAGCGUUGCUAAGUGAGGGACAUUACCUUCAACAGCUUUGCUCCAGAUUGGCUCUUUAGUUGCUAUGAUAUUCGCAGUUGGAAUUUCAGAUAUGGAACUCAGCUCCAAAUUCACCCCUAUAACUGCUCCAGCCUCGAUGAGCUUCAUUUGACUGGAGCCGAACACUACGAGUCACACUCCUGUGGACAAAUGUAAUACAUUGCUUACUUUCUGGUGCAAAUGUUCUGUUUCCCAUGCAGCAGUGGCCAUAUAUCACACUAGGGGAGGAUAGCAGCUAUUUUCUGGUCAUUUUAGUUAAGGUCACAUUUCUUACCUUUAUCUUCCUUUCAUCUCAGGAACAUGUGACCCCCAGUUUGGGAGGGUUAUAAAACACUGGUGCAAUCUCCCCUUAGACUCUGCUUUAGAUGCUACUCACUUCACUUGAUUUUGCUGGAUGCUGCCUUUAACCUGACUGUAUUGUUGUAAAUGACAAUAAAGA
Molecule: messenger RNA, 4687 nt
Organism: Periophthalmus magnuspinnatus
Lineage: Eukaryota; Metazoa; Chordata; Actinopteri; Gobiiformes; Gobiidae
Product: NLR family CARD domain-containing protein 3-like
Exons: 9
Coding region: 50-3466 (1138 amino acids)
Molecular function (GO): protein binding
Source: RefSeq, a predicted model, not a curated record